This is a messenger RNA of Vitis vinifera (wine grape), 2269 nucleotides long. RefSeq lists its product as uncharacterized. NCBI's taxonomy places the organism in Eukaryota, Viridiplantae, Streptophyta, Magnoliopsida, Vitales, Vitaceae. The record is from RefSeq and is a predicted model, not a curated record. Bases 858 to 1940 code for a protein of 360 amino acids. The transcript is spliced from 5 exons.
AAAUGAAGAAUGAAGACUGGGAGGUGGACCAUGAGGCAUGUGGUGGAAUGGGGCUCACAGGGCCUAACCCAACCACCAGUCUUCUCAACUACUCACCCAAAAGCAAGUUGGAGAAUCUGUGGGCGUUUACUAUGAAAUCACCCCAACUCUCCAUUUAUCUGCCUUAAUUUAUUCCGAGUCUUUAUGAAAAUAAAACAUUAUUAGGAGUUCAAAAAUCCCUACAUAACACAAGCCAUUCUCCUUUUCAUUCACAAGCCCCUCCCUCUAAGCCUCAAAUACUAAAGAUGUGGUCAAGUGAUCCUGAAACCCAAGUGGCAAAUGCAAUUUUGAGUAAAACUGUCCUGACCCAGAUGCAGAUGACUCCAAGCCAAAUUUAGUCUUCUUCAAACAUGUUGACCAGCAGCUCAGCAAAGGCUUGUCCCACAACCACAAAAUGGUAAUGAGUCAUCAGGAACCCUAGUGAGAACCCUGAACUAAUAAAUAAUAACACUUUGACUAUAACUAUUUGUAGUUAUAUGAGGACUGGAAUAACUUUAUAGCUAUGCAAAUGGCUUUGUUGAUUAUAAAAAUGGAGUUCAUGCAAGUCUCAUAUAGCUGGACAAACGUCAACUCCAAGUCCACCCACAAAAAACCUCAGCACUGUACACUCCCCCACAAACUUCAGAUUGUGUUUUCACACUGUUCCCAACUUUUUCUGACCACCUUCUUUUCUUUCUUAAAGCAAUGUGUUCCCUUGUUUGACAUUCGCCCUCUAGAGAGAAAAGAGUAUCUGACUCAGUAAUUAUCGUAUCUUCUCCACCCAGCAACAGCAGCCUCAGUAUUGUAUUAUCAAAACAACCCACCUAAGUUCUGUGGCUAUGGCUGUUGACUUGCAUGGAAGGGAGUCUUUGCUUCCAUCUCAGUUUUUCACUGAAGAUGAUUUUAUCUCUGAGAAGAAGCAUAUCAACAAGGGGGGCAGUUCCGGGGCUUGCUUUGCCUGGGAUGUUCCUAACAGGGUUGCUUCAUGUGGGUCUAGUUUGAUCGAGAUGGAGAGCGACGAGGAUGAUUGCAUUGCUAAGUUGACUCGCCGAUUGGCUCAGUCUCAGUACCUUCUUGAAGAAGAUGACCCAGACGUUGGCUCCGAGAACCCUAAGUUAUGGGGUUUCACCGGUUGGCCUCAGUCGACUCUCUGGUCUCCCUUGGGCCCGAAUCUUGGAACCCAAAGAGAAACACCGGUGUCUCCGGCAACGGCCAUAAGCGGAAAAGGGGGCACUUGGGAUUUGUUUUACGACGCUGCCGGAAUCAACGACGAUGGACCCAGAUAUCACCAUUCUCCAAAACUUCCGGCCACAUCCCUAAAGUCCAGUUUAAUCAAUCCCGUGAAGAACCCCAACGCUGGAUUCUACAGUAACCAAGAUCUCUCUGAUGAUCACCUCCGAGCUUUUCAAUUUUAUCAGCUGAAGCAGCAACAGCUUAUGAAGCAAAACAGAGACUCGGUUCUGUGGGAAAGAAGAGGAUGGGCAACUCAGAGACAGCAGAGCAAGGAGAGGGCUUGUAGUGGGUUUGGGAACACGCCAACAUGGGCUGCUCUGCCACAGCAACCGACCCACAAAGCAGCGGGUUCAGGUCUGAGGGCCAUUUUCCUUCGUGGGUCUGAUUCCAGAAGUGGGUCUUGUGGCACCGGUGUUUUCUUGCCUCGUGGAACCGGCAACCCUUCAGAUUCACGCAAGAAACAGGAAUGCUCCACUGCCCUUAUACCAGCCAGAGUAGCCCAGGCCCUGAAACUCAACUUUGAUGAAAUGGGUGUUGUAUCACCAUCCCUGGGUGGCCGUUUGUCUCUGCAACAUGAUGCGGCACCAGGGCGAAGGAACAGCCUGUAUCCACCGCAGAAGCAGCACUGGCCGGCGCCUCCUGCAAUGAAGCACCAAGAGAUGAAUGUUCCUCGGGGAUGGACUCACUGACACUUGAUGAGGCCCCUCUAAUCUUAUGAUGAAAUGCUCAAGUCACAUAGAAAAAAGGAAAAGGAAAAAAAUGAUAGACAAUGAUCAAAAGCAAAAUAUUGCUGAGAUUUUUCUUCUUUGGUUUUUCAGGAUUUCAGGGGUGAGAAUUUGGAAAAAGGAAAGGAAUAAAAGUUGUCUGAGAGGGAAAAAUAGAGAGUCUAUAAGGGUUAUCAUUAGGAAUGAUGAUGAUUUAGGUACGAUUAGUGGUUGGUGGGGGGCGGGGAUUGGCCUUUUGGAAAAGCGCUUGUAAUAAUGUUAGAGAUGUUAACAAAAGAGAGUUGCCCUGCUUA